UCUACCGACUGGCAUUCUUUCAAGGUCAGUUACUUGCAAAAUGAAAGCGAGGUGUUUUACGCGAGUCCCUUCUCUUUAUGUUUCUGUUUUGUUUCGUUAUCAGAUUUCCUCGCUUUUUGCCCUUGCGUUUUUCUAACCUCAGAUGUGGAUUUUGUUUUAAAGGGAACAUGCUUUCACUCUGGAUUGACUUUACUGACGGGUACUUUGCCACUUCAGCAGGACUGCUGUAGCUACUGUUUAAGUGUUGCAAAAAAGGCUGCCAUUAUCUCUGCUAAUACAGAAGAAUGGAUGCUUCCUGCAGUAAAGAACAGCUUAGGAGGAUACACUGGAAAAGAGCAUGCUGCAUUAGAAGUCAUGAAGAACAAAAGACGUCUCAAGAGAAAACACUAAUGACUCACUAUGAACAGAACUUCAAGGAACUAAAAACAAUGUUGUCAAACUAUUCAAACAUAAACUUAUAUAGAGUUACAAAGUUUUAUAAACAACGAUUGACUGAUGCAAUAUAUCCCUUCUGCGACUGCAUAGCUUUUGCUCUUGACAGUAAACAUCUGCCAGAUGAAAACUACAAGGAUGUUAUAUCUUUGUAUGAUAAAAAUCAGAAACGUGAAGCUGCUCACUACCUCAUGGACACAGUUAUUGCAAAGAAAAAUUGUGACACCAUUAUGGAGAUGUGGGAGUACAUUCUGCUAGCCAGCACAAAGAGCAUCAAAUUGAAAAAUCUUCUGACUGAGAUGCAAAUGAAAGGGAAUAAUGUACUGUCUGAUGCCCAACUAAAGGAAUUUGGAGUAAAAGAUAUUCCAGAUACACUGAGAGAUUGCGUUAAAGAACACAAAAACGUCCUCGCUGAGAAGAACAAAGAAAUACAAGUAAACACCAUUCUAGGAAAAGAGACAAUAAACAUUUUUCCACUUGAGGAUAAUUUCAUAGAACUCAUAGUUGUAUCUGCAUCUGAAGAGAGGAGACUUAAGGAAGAUGAACUGUUGUCCCGAGGCAAAGAACAUGAGAAGUUAUGUCAGCAGGUAGUACAAAACGAAAGGGAGACUGUCAGAUAUGAUGAGAUUUUUGGGAGCAGUUUUGGUAAUAAAUGCAAUGCUAGAUUGGCUGUAAUCAGUGGCGUUGCAGGGAUUGGGAAAUCCACCUUGGUACAAAAGAUUGUUUUUGAAUGGGCCAUAGACAGAAUUUAUGAGCAAUUCCACUUUGUUUUUCCAUUUAAAUUCAGAGAUUUAAACAGGCUGACAAACAUAAGUAUCCAUGACAUGAUUCUGCAUUUCUACCCAUAUCUGAAACUGCAUUUGUCAACGAUUUUAAUGAAACCAGAACAAGUACUGUUUAUUUUUGACGGCUAUGAUGAAUUUAAUAGUCCAAUCCAUGCUAGGAGUGAGCUGGACAUUCAGUUUGAUAAGGCUGCGUGUCAGUCUGCAGCAUGGAGCUGUUCUACCACGGACAUUGUCAGUAGUCUUCUCCAGGAAAAACUGCUGAAAGACUGCUCCGUAUUGAUUACAACCCGACCAACAGCGCUUCAGUUUCUCCAUAAAGUUAAUAUUCAUCUGCAUUUAGAGGUAAUGGGAUUCAGUGAAGAGCAAAGAAAAGAAUAUUUUCAUAAAUUUACUGGAGACACCAAAACUAGUGAGAAGAUGUUUAAGUACGUUGAAGAAAAUGACAUCCUAUAUACCAUGUGCUAUAAUCCUGCCUAUUGUGCGAUCAUCUGUUCUUCCCUGGAGCCAGCAUUCAAAUCAGAAAGGGAACUCCAAACACCAGUCCUCAAAACUGUAACACAGUUAUAUUCAAACUUUAUUUACAAUAUCCUAAAACAUCACAACAGAGAGCAUGGGGAAUCUCAAAAGGUUUUAGAAAAUUUGGGGGAUAUGGCAUUCAUGGGAGUGCAGGAUAAAGUUAUUGUAUUUGAUGAAAAUCUUUUGUCUCGUUUUAGUCUUGAGCCUUCACAGUUUCUCUCUGGCUUUCUAAUGGAGAUAUUUUCCAGAGAUGAAUCUUGUCAAAAUAUUAUCUACACCUUUUACCACCUCACUAUACAAGAGUUUAUCGCUGCAUUAGUGAAGUCCACACCCAAUCCAUUAGAAGACAUCACAUCACUGUUAGAUAAAGCUGCAGAGUACAAAGACGGGCGAUGCGAGGUAUUCCUGCGAUUUAUUGUGGGACUAAGCACUACAGAACAUAAAUUAGAGGAAUUCAUUAGAGAAAAGACACAGACUACAGUUAAUAAAGUAAUUGACUGGGUGAAAAGUAAAUUGCAUGCUAACUCAACAGGCAGGCAAUUACUGAAUGCAUUUCAUUACCUCUUUGAAACUCAGAAUAAAGAACUGACUGAGAGUAUAAUGAAGGACAUAAAAAGCAUCGAGUUACAGAAUAUAACCUUGUCGCCAGUGGAUUGUUAUCUCAUGUUCUCUUUGUUGAGCCACUGUGAUGAGAUAGCUGUCCUGAACAUUAAGGACUGUAAUAUCCAACCAGAGAGUUUAAAGAAACUGCAGCCAGUACUGAGAAACUGUGGAUUACUCCGCUUGCAGGGAAACAACAUUGGAGAUGAAUCAGUGAAGUGGUUGUCUGAAGAUCUACAAAAGACAGACUGUAAAAUACAUUCUCUGGAGCUAGAAAAUAACAAAAUUGGACACUUAGGUCUGAAAUAUUUGUCUGAAAACUUGAAGUCCUGCACACUUAAAGAACUGAGGCUAUGCAGUAAUAACAUAGGAGAUCAAGGAAUAUGUUGUCUGUCUGACGCCUUACAAAGUCACUACUGUAACAUAACACGUCUUGGCUUAUCACUUUCUGGCAUUACAUCUUCAGGGAUGAAACAGCUGUCUGAAGCCUUGAAGCAUCCUAAUUGUAAAAUAAAAAAACUCUGGUUAAAUGGCAAUAACAUUGAAAAUUCUGGGGUGAAAUAUCUGUCAGAUGCUCUGUUGACCUCGCAGUGCAAACUAGAGUUUCUUAGCAUGUGCAAUGUUGGAAUGGGAGAACCAGGAAUUAGAGAUCUAUCUGACACCUUGCAAAGACCCUUCUGUGAUUUAAGUGAACUGUACAUUAAUGGCAACUAUAUUACAGCUUCAGGAGUGAAGUAUCUGGCUGAAGCCCUGCAAAGUCCGUGUUGUAAAUUGCAGACACUUACGCUAUGUGAAAGUAAAGUGGAUGAUCCAGGAAUGAAAUGUCUGUCUGCUGCCAUAACUGAUUUAAACUGCAGAUUAAAACAGCUGGACCUAAGAGUGAAUCAGAUUGGAUCGUUAGGAAUGGAACACUUAUGGAAGGCCAUGAAGAGUCACCCAUGCAAGAUUGAAGAUCUGAAGUGA
Protopterus annectens (West African lungfish) is the source of this 3296-nucleotide messenger RNA. Its product is annotated as NACHT, LRR and PYD domains-containing protein 3-like. Gene Ontology annotation, molecular function: protein binding. The coding region runs from base 285 to 3296 and encodes 1003 amino acids. Lineage: Eukaryota; Metazoa; Chordata; Ceratodontiformes; Protopteridae. Gene Ontology annotation, cellular component: cytoplasm. The transcript has 17 exons. The record is from RefSeq and is a predicted model, not a curated record.